This is a messenger RNA of Eupeodes corollae, 354 nucleotides long. RefSeq names its product general transcription factor IIH subunit 5-like. NCBI's taxonomy places the organism in Eukaryota, Metazoa, Arthropoda, Insecta, Diptera, Syrphidae. The transcript has 2 exons. Bases 133 to 354 code for a protein of 73 amino acids. Gene Ontology annotation, cellular component: transcription factor TFIIH holo complex; transcription factor TFIIH core complex. Gene Ontology annotation, biological process: transcription initiation at RNA polymerase II promoter; transcription by RNA polymerase II; nucleotide-excision repair, preincision complex assembly. The record is from RefSeq and is a predicted model, not a curated record.
UAAAAUUUGUUUUUCUUGAAUUGAGUUGAAAAGUAAAGAAUAAGAAUCUAAACUUACCUUCUCUGAUAAAUCGGCGAUUAGCAUUAAUUUCUGUUUUUGUUUUAAAAACAAAAUAAUGAAAUAUAUUGAAUAAUGGUAAAUGUUAUGAAAGGUGUUCUUGUUCAGUGCGAUCCUGCAAUGAAACAAUUUCUUCUUCACUUGGACGAAAAACUUGCUCUAGGAAGAAAAUUCAUAAUUCAAGAUCUAGACGAAGGUCAUUUAUUUAUAUCAACAGACAUCGUUGAAACUCUACAGGCUCGUGUUGACGAUUUAAUGGAUAAAAUCAGUUUCCCAUUGCAUGAAAAGGAUCCAUAA